Messenger RNA from Scatophagus argus, 1493 nucleotides. RefSeq names its product Rieske domain-containing protein-like. Gene Ontology annotation, molecular function: 2 iron, 2 sulfur cluster binding. The coding region runs from base 423 to 965 and encodes 180 amino acids. The record is from RefSeq and is a predicted model, not a curated record. The transcript has 5 exons. Lineage: Eukaryota; Metazoa; Chordata; Actinopteri; Scatophagidae.
CAACGGGGACAACAUUAGAAGUAACACACAACAUUGGCUCUUCCUCAAACCCAAAAGACACUUAUUGAAACGCUGACGAAGUUUGGUUUGCAGUGUAGAGUUUGAUAAAUAAAUAAAGCCGGUCUGUUUUAUGCAGAUAAAGCACUAGGACAUUCGUGCGUGUAACUAGCGAGAUAAACAUAAAAAAACAUCCUGCGUCCAACACAUGAAGUCACAUUAGCAUCACCGCUGAGCAGUUUCCAGGAAGCCUGACCAAGUAACUACACACCUUAAAGGUGUCAGAGAUGUGAACUGGCGACGCGAAAGAGAAGCAUGUCAUGGUAACAAGGGAGGUGGAGAAAGGGAGCAGGAGUGGGACUUAUUUGGACAAACACAAAAAAAUCCCUUGCUUUUCAUGAAACUUGCCAUAAGAGGUGAUCAGCAUGUCGUCUGAAGAGGAGACUUCUCAGACUUCUUCCUCUUCUCCUUCUCCCCCUCCUCCCUCCUCCUCUUCCUCACCUCCCCCUGCCUCCCACUUCAUCGGGAAGAAGGAGGACAUUGUCAAGGCUGGGCGCGUGACCAAGCUGGUGAAUGGAUGCCGAGAUGUACUGGUCCUGCACCACCAGGGGCGGUUUUAUGCAAUGGACAUGCGCUGCUACCAUUCAGGUGGUGCGUUGCAGUAUGGAGACAUUGAGGAGUUUAAUGGGAUGCUGUGUAUUGUGUGUCCAUGGCACAAGUACAAGAUCACACUGGCAGGAGGAGAAGGGAUUUACCAAGCCGUGGACGAUCCUACAGCCAAACCCCUGAAGACACAGUGGCGCUCCAAGGGUGUCAAACAAAGGAUUCACAAGGUCACUGAGGUCAAUGGGGAUGUGUAUUUAACACUGAAUGACUCCAGUGAGGCCAUUGAUUCAGAUGCCUACCAAACUGAGAGAUACAGAACUGUCAUAUUGAAGGCCCAGGCACAAUCCAAGUCCAAGAAAUAGCCAGACACUGAAGGAUUUCUUAGAAUUGUUUGAUUUUGUUUGAUUUUUCACUUAAAAAUACUGCAAAGGACAAUUUUGGAUGUCGUAUUGUCCUUCACUGGGAAGUGUUUUUUUUUAAUAAUAAUAAUAAAAAACUGGUAAGUCUUUGAGCCAAUAAGUCAGUAAGAGUCAGUCAAGGACAAAGAAGGAAAUAUGUAAAGAAGAUGUAUGAAUGCUAGUGGUGUCAGAUCAAUACAGGGCAUUUAAACAGUAAUUACAAGAUGUGUGUUGUUUCAGAUGUACAUCCAGGGAAAUUGUUUUUUUAUUCCUCUUGCACUACUCGGCACUCUUGCUCUGGAAUUCUUGAAUUUCCCUCGGGAUCAGUAAGGUAUCUAUCUAUCUAUCCAUCUGUCAACAGGGCAUUACUGCAUAUGUUGACCAAAUCAGUACUUAUGAUGUAUAAAUGUAUGCAAUUUCCCAAACAGAGCUGAGGCUGCUACAAAAUUUUGUGGCUUAAUAAUUAUUAAAUGGUGUAUAAAUAUUUAUUUU